Molecule: messenger RNA, 4412 nt
Organism: Paramisgurnus dabryanus
Lineage: Eukaryota; Metazoa; Chordata; Actinopteri; Cypriniformes; Cobitidae
Gene: mier1b
Product: mesoderm induction early response 1b, transcriptional regulator
Biological process (GO): negative regulation of transcription by RNA polymerase II
Cellular component (GO): nucleoplasm
Molecular function (GO): transcription corepressor activity; histone deacetylase binding
Source: RefSeq, a predicted model, not a curated record
AGGAAAUUCAUUAUUUUCUUUCAAAUAAAUAACAUAUUUUUUUCCAGUUAUGUAAAAAACUAUUUUGGAAAAGUGUUUUUAAAAAUAAGUUGUUCGUAUAUAUUUUAUAUUAAGUUUUGCGGUAUUUUAGGCGGUUAGUCGCGUGAAAUCUCUGAAAUUUUAUUUCUGCAAAGUUAAUAGCAGCUAGCUCGCCCUCAGUUAGCCAGAUAUUCCUAUAAUAAUUAUAUUCACAUGAACUAUCUUUAAAAUAUUUACACAAGCACUGACGUUUGGGCCGAGUAUUAUUGCUAAAUCAUGAUUUUACGGAUUAUUAUUUUAAAUCCCAUCUAUAUUUUAUGCUGAAUUUUAUACGAAUGUUCCUAAUGAAUGCUAAGCAAAACUACAUAUCAGCCUUAACUUCCAGUUUUGCAUACACACAAACACACAGCAUCUCUGAUUCAUCUUUUAUCAGGAAAUCUUCAACACUGGCCUGUUGUGUAGUUUAAUAUCACGGUAGAUAUUUUGUUUGUAAGUAAACAAAAUUAUAAAGUCUCUUUAGAUGUUCCUGGUAUUUUUGUGUAUGAUUCAUUUGUGCAUUGUAUUAAAAAUAUAUAUUUUUGUCUUCAUAAGCUUUUACCAAAAUGUAACUUGCUAUGUAAAAACUUUCCUUCAUAUCGACUUCAGGGGUUACACAACUGAACACCCUUAUAAUGAAAUACAUUACUGAUCCAUUUGUUUCAUGAUAAUCAGGUAAUUUUCAGUCAGGUAAACAAAAUAUGAUCAUGUGAAUCGGUUUGAAUGAUUCAGUUUAUGCCUUUGCUUGUUUUACAGCCCUCCUUGGGGAGUUCAAGCCCAGGAGUUUCGGUUGGGUCAGAUAACGUUGACUUUGAGCCCUCAGCAGAGAUGUUGUUACCAGAAUAUGAGGAUGAUCAGACCCCUGAAGAUGAGGAGCUGCCUGAAGGAGAUGCUAACUUCAGCAAUGAGAUAGAAGAACUUGAAAAGGAGGGGGAAAUGCCCAUCCAGGAGCUUCUGAACCUCUAUAGAUAUGGUGGCAGCGGGUCGCCAGAGGAUGAAGAGGACGAGGAAGAUGAGGAGGAGGAUGUGGAUGGAGAUGAAGAUGAUGAUGAUGAAGGAGAGGACAUAGAUAACGAUGAGAGUAGCAGAAGCAAUGAAGAACUAAAGAAGAGCAAGGAGGGUGGAGGGAAGAUCUCCAAGGGUCUGGCGAAUGAGAGUCACUCCGCCGAUGGUCGAUCAUGUGCAGUAAAAGCCUGUAACACAUCUGAACUGAUACGAUCUCAGAACCGCAGUUACUUUCAGAAUAAUGAAGUAGAUGAGGAAUCAGAGGAGGAUGAAGACUAUAUUCCCUCUGAGGACUGGAAGAAAGAGAUCAUGGUUGGGUCCAUGUAUCAGGCUGAAACACCGUCAGGACUGUGCAAAUACAAAGAGAACGAGAAAGUCUAUGAAAAUGACGACCAGCUGCUGUGGAAUCCUGAGAUCCUCCCUGAACACAUCGUGAUGGACUUUCUCACAGAAGCUUGUCGACGGACGGGAGAAGAGACGGGAGUAGAUGCUAUUCCUGAAGGAUCCCACAUCAAAGACAAUGAGCAGGCUUUAUAUGAGCUGGUAAAGUGUAACUUUGACACUGCAGAAGCUUUACGAAGAUUAAGAUUCAACGUUAAAGCAGCCAGAGAGGAACUGUCUGUAUGGACAGAAGAAGAAUGCAGGAAUUUUGAACAAGGCUUAAAAGCGUAUGGAAAAGACUUUCAUUUCAUCCAGGCCAACAAGGUCAGAACGCGGUCGGUCGGGGACUGUGUUGCUUUUUAUUACAUGUGGAAGAAGUCUGAGCGGUACGAUUUCUUUGCACAACAAACUAGGCUUGGUAAAAGGAAAUACAACCUUCACCCCGGGGUGACGGAUUACAUGGACAGACUGCUUGAUGAGACAGAAAGCACUACAUCCAGUCGAGCAACCACGCCCUUACCUGCCCCUUCUAGUAGCAGCACCAGCCAAUCAGAGCGAGAGGAUACCAGCGGUCACAACGGACUCCACAGUCAUAGCUCCAGUGCAGAAUCCACACAAACACUAAGCAGUUUGAACGAGAUGAAGAGCGAAUCCCUUCAUUCGAACGGAGCGGACAGCGUACCCACAGAUCAUCCGGACUCUAAUGGCUGUAAACCUACAGACACUCUUAAAGUGGACACUAACGGCUCUGUGAAACGCCAGCAGGACUGCCAGUCUCCCGACAGGCCGACAAAAAAGUGCCGGACAGAAUCAGACUCACCGGUCCAGGUUGAAAUGGACCUUUCCAGAGCGAAGGAAGAUUAAACGAGACCAAAGUUCAGGCCAAAUACAGAGAGCGGGGAGAUGGGACAGCGCUGUGACCCCCAUCAAAACCUAAACCCAAAGCCAAGCUGCUCCAGAAACACCACUCUUCAGCUCCAACUAUAGUUUUUUCACAAAACUAUUUUACAGAGAAAUGUAUAUUCUUUUUGUAACGGAUUUUGUCUGAUAUUUUUGUACUGACAAGAUAUUUAUAUUUUUAUUAGGACGUUUUGACAAUGGGUUUAUAUGCUGUAAAAGCCAUUAUGCAUUAUUCAUAAGGAUGAUUGUUGUUAGGCGUGGCCUCCUGUCUUGAGGGCGGGGUCAGUGUGUGUCUCCAUGCACAUCAAGCUGCAUUUUUGUCCCGUGCUUGAUGGAGGUGUACCGUAAGCCCCCAACAGCUGGUGGAAAAAAUAAAUAAGAUGAUAGAAUCACUCCCAAGCUUUGCUUUUUGUGUGCUUGGAAACUCCCUUGUUGGUUUGCACGCCGUUUCCAGUCACUAGGUGAAAUUAGUGGGUCAAAUUUACCCCCAAAUUAAAGAUGAAUAUAUUUUGCAUAAAAAGAAGAUUAUUCUUAGCAUUAAGAUUGUCCCAAAUUUUCACGAUAAUACGGAUCUUUUUAAUGUGUGUCCUGUAAAGUGUUAAUGAUUUUCAUUAUUUUUAACCCAGCAUUGGGUCAAAAAAAGGAUGACCCCAAACCCUGCUGGUUGUAAUUUAACCCAUGAUGGUUGUUUUAACCCAUUGCUGAUACAAAUUUUUUGUUUUGUUUGUUUAAAUAAACAGCUGGGUUUGUCCCUUUUUGAUCCAAUGCUGGGUUGAAAAAAAUGUUUUUUUAUAGUGUAGAUGUUGGUAUGAUUGUAAUACAGCAAUCAUCCCAAAACAAUGCAAACAAAAUUAAAGGGAUAGUUCACCCAAAAAUGAAAAUUCUGUCAUUUACUCAUGCUCAUGUUUGUACAAACCUUUUGAUGAACACAGAAGAAGGUAUUAAUGUUUGUAACCAAGCCGUUCAUAAGCCCCAUUCACUAGUAUUCUAUUUUCCUACUAUGGAAGUGAAUGGGGCUCAUGAUCGGUUUGGUUACACACAUUCCUCAAAAUAAAUAUCAGAACAAAGAAAUGUAUACAGGUUUGUACAAACAGGAGGGUGAGUAAAUUUUCAUUUUUGGGUGAACUAUCCCUUUAAUGGAUCUAACAAAGGGCUUCCUUUAUUUAAUUCAAAAUGUAUAUAUCUUUAUCUCCAAAUGAAAUACUGUAUCUCUGAUGGUUUGUGAGAUUCACCCAACUUCAUUCUUGUGGGUUUUACCUCAAUCACCACUUAAGAUGGUAAAAUAAUGUCGAAUAGAUUUGUUAACUUGCACACAACUCAUGCUUUUGAUAAUCAUUGUAAAUGUAUUUCAAGUUUUUCACAUUUUUGUACAUUGUAGAUACACAGCUGAUGAUUGUGCGAAAACGUACAUCCUUGAGUUUAACAAAGCUGGAUGUUUGUAUCAGACAAACACUAAUCAUGACUGAUCACUAACUGUGACUGUAACGGGUUUCUCAAUCCGCUAUGAUAUGAUCGAAAUCAAUGCAAAAUCAGUGAUUUUAUUUCUAGAGACAUCCUUUCAUGAAUCCUGUUUAGUGAUGGGAAAGAUCCUGUGAUCUCAGAUGCCUUAAUCGUAACAACAUUGAUGUUCUCAAUAAUGUUUAACAGCUGAUGCAUUUAAACCUUUCAGAGAUCAUAGAUCUACUAUUCACUGACGAGUUGAAUUGUGUUGACCCACCCAUUGACUUGUUUACUGUCCAUUCUGUAAAAAGCGUCAGUUUUUAAAGUGGUACGUGUGGGGUUUAUCGCUGAUCAGAACCUCCUGAAAUCAUAAAUAGGAUAAUUUCUGAAUUCACACUGGCCCAAUGCAAAUGAGGAACAGCUGAUGGUGUGUUGUCUUCAAUUACCCACUGCUUUUUGUAAUGGAGAGGUAUUUAUUUAAACCAUGAUUGUAAGACUUCAGUUGAUCCGCUGAUGUUUAUCUAAUAAAUAUUGUGAAUGUACGCUGAGCUUUAGUAAUGUCUGUUAGUACUUGAUUCUGAGUGGUCAAGCAUUAUGUGAUCAUAUAUCUGUAUAAAAACAUUCAAACGUUA